AUGGGACGUGACCUGCAGAAGCGCAAGAGGCGCUCGUCGAGGCCCGCCAUCCGCCAGCCCUCAUCACGCCUCAGCAAGCUGCGCAACCCCAUGGGCAACGACAUUGUGGCCAAGAACUGGAACAAGGACGAGACCCAGACCCAGAACUACCGCCGUCUGGGACUCGUGUCGAGAUUGCAGCGCCCCACGGGCGGCGCCGAGCCCGACUACAAGAACGCAGGCCAGGGCAAGAAGCCCAGCCAGCAGCCCGUCGACCACUUUUCCAUCCAGGGCACGGGCGUCAGCGGAGGAGCGGGCGGUAGCAAUGGGGUCGUGACAGAGGUCCGAGUUGAGCGCGACGCCAAUGGCAAGAUUGUUCGGAUUCUAGGCAGCGCCGAUGGCAAGAGGCGGCGGGAUAACCCGCUCAACGACCCCUUGAAUGAGCUGGACACGGACUCGGAGGCCGAGGAUGAGUUUCCCGACGACGGCGAGACGUGGGGUGGCAUCGAGGACACGCGGACCGAGGUCGUGCGACAGCUCGAGGAGGAGGCGUCCCGGCCGCGGGAGAAGAAGCCCCGGACGCAGAGCCAGCGUGAGCGCGAAUGGUUGCAGAGCCUUGUCGAGGCUCACGGCACCGACACAAAGGCCAUGGCUCGCGACCGCAAGCUCAACCCCAUGCAGCAGACCGCGGCCGAUAUUGCGCGGCGGUUACGAAAGCUCGAAGGCGAGGAGUAA
This is a messenger RNA of Pestalotiopsis fici W106-1, 714 nucleotides long. RefSeq lists its product as uncharacterized. The transcript has a single exon. Bases 1 to 714 code for a protein of 237 amino acids. The record is from RefSeq and is a predicted model, not a curated record. Gene Ontology annotation, biological process: ribosomal large subunit biogenesis. NCBI's taxonomy places the organism in Eukaryota, Fungi, Ascomycota, Sordariomycetes, Amphisphaeriales, Sporocadaceae. Gene Ontology annotation, cellular component: nucleolus.